UAGAUAAGAAUCAUCGUAUCAUUGGCGCCUGAGCUGAGCGAUGAAAACAAACUUCUACGAGGCGAUAACAGUCGUGUUCGAUAGGGACUAUUGUUUGAACAAGAUAAAAAUUUUAAAUACAAUUAACGAUUAUUAUUAUUGUUUUAUAUGACCAAUGGCCGGAACCUACCAUGUUGCAAUGGAGAAGUCCGCAUGCGGUUGUUGUUGAACGGGCUAACUACUUGCUGUGCGUUGCUCGUUAUGUGCGUAUAUGUGGUGGGCGGUGUUUGAAUCGAUAAAAAAUCACUUUGCCCCUUCUGUUGGGACGCCCUGUGCAUAAGCCGGUAACUCUAAAAAUGUUUGAAAGACUCUUUUUCGGUCUUAUUGGAUUAUCGAGCGACAUCAUUCAGGCGGAUUCAAAGGGACGUCUAGCUUUAAUGCCCGACUAUGGUGGAUCGAACGAUGUUCAGCUGGUUGACGAACUUCUCGAGUUGGGGACGACAUAUAAAUACCUCAGUCAAUUUAUUGAUGAGAUUAAAGAAAAAAAUCCAUAUACUUUAGGAACAGGGAUGUACAUUCGGGCGCUAGCGGAUGGACUUUCGGAAGUUUUAUGCGAAUACCGGAAAUGUGUAGUGCAAUUCGAAGAUUAUUUCCUGUCACACCCGAUGGCCACGUUGUCCGAACUGCGCAACGACCUGUCGGAGUGGUUUCCUGUUUUUCUAGCUCUUCGAAGUCGUAUUUAUCGCGUUCAUAUCGAACGAAUGCAUGGAUGUCAUUUGCUACGCUACAUGUUCGGCGAGAUGAGAGCAUGUGGUCAGGAAAAUGUGUGCAAACGUCUUAGCGUACUCGUGGCACGCUUAAACGAUGUGCUUUUCGACCAACUUACUUCAUGGCUUCUUUAUGGAAUAUUGAAAGAUCCACACACCGAAUUCUUCAUACGGCCUACACAAGAUGGCGUUGAGGUUGUUGAUGACUUUGUUCCGCUCUAUUUAUCUGAGCAUGCGACAAUCGUCAAACAGGUCGGUGGAAUUGUUGCAAAAUUCAACGAACGAGGAUACUUUGAACGUUCAAUUUAUGGCGAAAAGGAAGCGGAAUAUGCAAACGCAUUACAGGCCGCGCGGACGGACCUCGACUCACUUGCAACGGUUCUGGCAUCCUUAAACGCGUUCACCUCAGAUCACUUGUGGGAGCAGCUAGUUGUGCGACAUCGCCUUGAAUAUCAUUUAGAUGCCCUGUUGAAUACCGUAUUUAUGGGUCGAGGGGAUCUCUUUCUACAGUGGAUAGAUAAGGUUCAACCACAAUUCGUUUUGCCGUUUGAAGAUUCACAUUUAACAUUAGCCGCAGAGUGUCUAAAGAACUGCUUUUAUCAAGCGUAUCCUGAUGAAGAUGCUGAAUUUAUUGAGCGUAUACACUUUGUCACUAGCAAGGGUAACGUCGAUUGUGUUAACACAGAUACCUGGGCCAUCCUUAUGCUUGUUUACGAUCUGCCCAGCGAUUUGCAUUGCCUACUAUCGUUAAGGGAGCUUCGCUCUCUUGGUUAUGCGUUCCAAAUGCUGCUUGCCGUUCGGCGCGCUGAAAUUGCCCUCAACUCAACGCUUGGCUCAAAGGUGACGGCGCAAGCAAUGAAACUUCGCUAUGAAAUGGAUUUCUUCGUGUCAAAUUUUGAAAGCUAUCUGCACAUGGACGUACUCCACGUUAGUUUCGGUAAACUAAAGAAAGUUCUACACGGCUCACAGAGGAGCAUCGACACUUUGCGAAAGGCACUGGCAGCAUUUGUUCAAGACAUUGCGCAAAUGGUGUUUGUCAGCUUGCCGAAAUUCAAAGAGACUCUCCUGAAAAUGUUUCAAACAUGCAUCCGGUUUCCUUUGUACAUCAACGGUGAUUUGAGGACUAUCGAACAAGAGUUCCGCUCCCAGCAGGACAUUUUGCGUCGCUGCUUUAACGUACUUCAAGAUCACGCAGCCGCACAGCAAGCCGAAAAACGGAAUGAGUGCAUCAUGAGGUUCCUCUACAGGCUCGACUACAAUCCGCAGUACCAGCAGACACGUAAAGAGAUGAAAGCUCUGCGAGAGAAACUUCGAAACUCCUCAGCCAGUGCGUCUAAAGAACAAGUUUCCGAUGGCAGGAUCCCUUGACUCUUAAAUAAUAUUUGGAAAGUUUAUGACCAUUUGGAUAGGAUCAUUUUCAUCAGUAUGCAAGUGUAACGCAAUAAGCAUAGUUCUCACAAGGCAUGUUAUAAAAAAAACUAUAUAAAAUAAUGUAUAUAUCACGCGGAAGAAUCUAGUACUCUGGUGUUGCCAACUUUUGAUUUAUUUAAUCCUUGUAAAAAGUGAAACCAGAUGUUGUUGUUGUGAUACAGCGCUAUUUGUCGUUAUUUCUGUAAGAGUUCCAAGGUUUACUGAUUUCGAUUUAUGAAUAAACAGGUAAUUUUAUUAGACAAUAAAAUGUUUUUGAAAUAAACAUUUUACUAGACUCAUC
Messenger RNA from Varroa destructor (honeybee mite), 2457 nucleotides. It is a transcript of the gene Grip75, whose product is annotated as gamma-tubulin complex component 4. Gene Ontology annotation, biological process: meiotic cell cycle; spindle assembly; microtubule nucleation. Gene Ontology annotation, molecular function: microtubule minus-end binding; gamma-tubulin binding. The record is from RefSeq and is a predicted model, not a curated record. NCBI's taxonomy places the organism in Eukaryota, Metazoa, Arthropoda, Arachnida, Mesostigmata, Varroidae. Gene Ontology annotation, cellular component: spindle pole; gamma-tubulin complex; microtubule organizing center.